GGUUAACCGUGAAUAUGGAACAUAAAAUUGUCAGUUGUUAUUUCUUAUUCUCCGUAAAGUCUGCUUGUUCGUUCCAGUUCCACUUCCUCUUUUUACGUGCAACGCAUUUCCGUUCUCAAUAAAUUAUUAAACCGUAAAUUUGCUAUUCCGCUAUUCUACCUACACAGUUUGUGAAAUUUCUUUUCACAGUUGAAUUUCUGUUUUUGUGAAUUUCUGAACUUACAUUUACGUUUGACAGAAUUUAAUUUCAUUUAAAUUAUCAUGGAGUUCCAGUUUGAUUUCAGUCAGAUCACCCACGAUCAGAUUAUCAAAAUCGACAACACGCUUUUACCCAUCGGUUACCAAAGAGAUGAUCCCGAGUAAGUUAUCUAUUUUUUUUCAUUUUCUUAGUAAUUUGUUUUCAUAAUUCAUUUUAUACUUUUGUAUAAAUCUACAUAUUGGUUUGUAAUUAUUCUGUAUACCCACUCUCUCUAGUCUUGCCUAUUCUAUUUUUCUGUACCUAAAUAGGGCAAUACACAAUUGUGUGGGUUUCAUAUUAUAGCCAUUAUGGUCAAAAGUACAGAACAACUAUGUAUAAUAAAUAAUACCUACUUGAAUAUUUAUAAUGAAGUUAAAUACAUUUACCUAAUUUAUCCUUUUAUACCUUAUAAGUAUGUAUUCAAAGUCAUAAUUAUAGGUACUUAAUACCUAUACAAGUAUACAUAAUAUUACAACAAGCAAGUUUUUAAAGUAUGUGAUUUCCCCAUUUCAAUAUAGGUACCACCUUUAUCAAUUAUUAUAAUAUUAAAUUAAAUACUUUAACAGAAUAAUUAUUAAGAUUAAUAUUUAUUAGGUAUACAGUAUACAACUUAAUAAAUUUACUGUGCAAAACAUUUUUUUUUCAUUUACUUAGGUAUUACAGAUCUCAUUUUGUUAGCUAUAAAAAAUUAUUUUUAUGCCAUUUAAAACAGACUGAUAACAUACAAUAGCUUUUUUUCAAAUAAAUUCAUAAGCUUAAAUAGUUCUACCCAUAUAAUAAAUAUUACUUAAUAUUUAUAAUAGAUAGGUAAUAAUAAUAAUGAUAAUUAAAGAAACCAUAAAACACCAUUUGGUCUUUCAUGAAACAUUUGUUAUAACUUGCUAAUCAAGAACAUAAAUGUCAAGAAUUUAUUUCUGGAAGUAGUUUCAUAUUAAUUAAUUUUAAAACUAUUGGGUAUUAAUGUUUUUAUAUUAUUUAUAGGCGACCAUAUUAAAUAUCCUAAAAUAGGUAUGUUUAUUAUUUGUGUUCGUCGUAAUUGUAUAAUUUAUGUAAAUUAGUAUCUAGAUAUUAAAUGAUAUAUCUAUCAUUUUAUUUAAAAUUAAUUCUGAAUUAUUAUUUUUAAAAAAAAUGAAUAGUUUGUCUACGGUUUUUUUAAUGUUUAUUUGUGUUAUUCACUGUAUAUUUAUUUUUAUUGUGGACAUUUUAAAAAUUCCCAAACAGAAUACAAUUAAAAUUAUUGAUUAGCUUGUAAAAGUAGGUAUUUAAUAAAAAUAGGUUUUUUAAGUAACAAUUUUAAAUCAAUCUUGUUUGUAUGAUUAUAGGUUUAAUCAUAAAUAUAAUAGGUAAAUUGAACUAUUUUCUAACUAGUUUCUAAUUAAAUUUACCUUCUUAAUUUAAUUCAAAAGGAAAAAAUAACAUAUUUUAUAGUUCAUAGUUUUAUUAAAUUAUAAUUUCUCAUUACAGCUACACUUAUUGUAUAAUGUUUAACCUGGCAUAUCUACUUCAUCUUAAUUUUUCUUCGUGUAGGCUUUGGAAAUAACUUGUACUUUAUGAAAGUCUACAAAUAAAUAAAUGUAAUUUACUUUUUUAGAUUGCAAAUGAUGAUUUCUAAUAUUGUGGAUAAAAUGGGAGAGGCUUCGGGUAUUGCUCAAGAGCUCAAAUCUCCAAUUACUUCAGCAGAAAAAUUAAUGCGUUCAGAUCACAUACUCUACUUAAUGACAGAACAAAUUUCACAGGGGUAAUGAUGUAAAAACACAAAUACAUUUGUGAAUCAAUAUUAAUUGUUAUUUAAUUAAUUAAAUUAAUAUAUUAUAAUAUAAUCAUUAUAUUUCAUAUUUAAAUAUGUAUAUAAAUUUCAGGCAUUUUGUUGUGGUUGGUUUGUUAAAAAUGGGCUGGAAAAAGUUGUAUUUAUUUAAUAAAAAGGGAUCAAGAACCGAAGCAAUGGUUUACUGUCUACUAGAUUUUUAUGUACAUGAAACUAGACAACGCCAUGGUUAUGGCAUAAAACUAAUGGAAUAUAUGUUAAAAGUAUUAAAACCAUACUAAUAAAAUAACACUAUUUUUGUUUCUUACAUUUUGAACAUUAUUUUAGGAUAGUAAAAUUCAAGCAAGGCAAUUGGCUGUUGACCAGCCUACAAAUAAACUUUUGCAAUUUUUAUGGAAAUAUUUUAAUUUAUCCAAAUUAGUUAAUCAAGGAAACAACUUUGUAAUUUUUGAAGAAUUUUUUGAAAAUGAUGGUAACACAGUUUUUUUUUCUAAUUUUAUACAUAAUUAAUAAAUUUGUUUUUAUGUUUGUUUUAUAGACAACACUGGAAAAGACACUGGUAUUGAUCGGUUAGUGUAAAAUUGUUUAGUUAUAAUAAAUAAUAUCCGUAUGCUUUUAUUUAUAAUUAAAUGUAUAUUUUGUUUUAUAGUUCAAGCGGGUAUAAAAGUCAAGCAACAUUUGGACGUCAUGGCGCUGCUAGACAACAAGAUUGCAUGGCUAAUGUAAUUACAUUUAUUAUUUAUUCACAAUAAUCUAUUCUAAUUUAAUUUAUUUUUCCUAUGUUACAUUAUAUUUUGUAGAUACUAUAUGGUGAAAAAGCAACAGAAAACCAAUUUGGAAAUGAAAAUAGGUAAAAAUUAUUUUGUUUUUAUUUAUAUCACUUAAUAAUUACAAUAAUAUUAAAUAAUAUUUAUUUGUUUCAAUUAAUUUUAGAGUCGAACAUCAUGAAAAAGAAAAUGCACAGCAUAAGAAUGAACAACACCACCAUGUUUCAGAUGAAAGCAAUGGGCAUCAAUCAAGCCAUGCGCAUCCAAAAUUAGAUCUCAAGAAUUUCCACACUCAGUUAUGGUAAUCUGUUUUUAUUUCACCUAUUUUAACGGGUGGUAGCUAUUUAUUUGUAAGAAAUGAUGUAUACCAGUAUUGUAUGUACUGUUGUUAAUUUAUACUAAUCCUAAAUAUAAGUAUAACACUAAAGCAGUACUAAAAAAAAAAAAAAAAUGUAAUAACAAUUCACAAUUCAUUCCUACUUGAAACAUUAUAAAAUAAAUUGCACUAUAAUCAUAUAUUGUAAAAUUUUAAUGGUCUUUAGUUAUAAUGGUAACUAAUAUAAAUUAUUGCAUAUUAUAAUUACACUAUUAACACGUUAAAUAUGGACAUUUUUCAUAAAAAAAAAAAAAAUUGUUUCUCUAACUAAUAUCAUAAACUUAUAAUGAUGUUCAAAUCAGAGUUUUAAAAAUGUGUUUCACUUUUGAAGGCUGAAUAUGUAUUUUAUUGUAAAAUGCUUUUGUAUUAAAUAAUGAAUUAGGGCUCUUUGUUAUUUUGUACUCGUGAACUUACUUCAACAGAAUAUAUUUUUAAAAAUCAACUAUUAAUCACAAUAUUCAGGUACUAUUAAUAUUGUAAUAAAACUUUUUUUUGCAAUAUUACAAUUUAAUAGAAUCUAUUGUACCUUAUACACUAAUGUUCCUAAACAAUGAUUUUUUUUUUUUAACAACAAUCGUAUAUAUAUUUUUUUUAUAAACAUAAUAAAUAGUGACUAAGAUAUUGAAUUUAUUGCUUGUACAUUAAAUACAAAUUAAUAAAUUUAAAUGUGUAACAUAUAUUAUGUGUAUUGAUCAAGAACAAACUUAAUAUUUUAAGAUGAGUAAUAUUUAUAUAAUCAGUAUUUUAGGGUAACAUGACAUAAUAAAAACCAAUUCACUCUAUUCAAAAUAACUGUCCUUAAUUAUUUAAUUUAUAAUAUUGCAGUAUUCAAAAUUACUAUUACUAUUAUAAAAAUGUAGUAUUUUAUUAAAUUAUUCUAUAUUUUGUUAGCAAAAUAUUGUAUAUUAAAAAUUGAAUUAUGAAAAAUUAUUCAAGUAUUAAAAUUAAUGUUAUUACUCACCCAUAAUUUAUCAAUAAUACAUACCAUUUAGCUUGUGUUUUUAUCUAAAGUUUAUGUUGCUGUGGGCUUGUAUCAUUUUCAUUUGCUUUUUCCCCGAAUGUGAACGGGUCUAAUUCAAACUAAUAUAUUAUAAGUAAACCAAUAUAUAUAUUUAUAUGUAUAUCUAAAUACUAUAAGCAGAAUAAUAUUAUUGUAGAACAAAAUAUGAGUGUAGCACAGAUUAAUAUUAUUGUAGAACAGAAUUUGAGUGUAGCACAGAUGAAUUGAAUAAGUGGAGCUACUAAAGAGGAUAAAUAAGUAAUGGGUGUUGUUUCAAUAGUUUAUAAGAUAAAAGAGUACACAUUGAGGGGGUUUUGAUAUAUAAUUAUUCUUAUUAUUUUGUAUGAGCACAAUUAUAAAGUAACACAUUAGUAUAUAUUAUAUAUUAAUAUUCAAUGAAUUUAAUAAGUAAAUAAACUAAAAAAUGUUUACAGGUGUGACAGAACUAUUUAACAAAUAAAUAUUUUUUAGUUAAAUUUUAUUGUUUAGGAAUUUAAAUUUCAUCAUACUAUUUUGUAAAUUCAAAAGUUUUAAACUUAAAAAAUUAAAUUUUUAGUUUUUAAGUACUAAAAUUAAUAAAAAAAUUAUUUUACAUAGCUCUCGUAUUCAUUACAAAAAAAAAAAACCCUUAUGGAUAUAUUUCGCACAAUGGUUGAGCUACUAUUAUAGGUGAGAAGUUUGCAAAGUUAAAAUUUAUUUGAAUGUAUGUAAAGAUUAAUCAGUUCUAACAAAAAACGAUUCUGAGUAGAGUUCAAUUAUACAUGUUUGGAAAGGCUAUAACACUCUGUAUAUUUUCCCAAUUAUGAAAACUAGAGAAAAUUAAAAAAAUUACCUCCGUUAAAGUACCACCCUAAUCAAAUUUCCUUUUAGAAAAAGUGCUAUACUUGAAAAUCUAAAUAAAAUUUGUAAUGGAAAAGUUAUUCAUAGAUAAAAAAAAAAUAAACAUUAAAACCAAUACAUUCUUUGCUCUGUUCAGAAAAAGUUAUUACAUUUAUUAAAUAGUUUUGUUAUACCUAUAUAUAUAUACAGGUUUGUAUACAUAUAAGUGCACCAGGUAAACUACCUUAUUUUAAAUUUGAAUAACACAAACAGUAUAGGAGGUAUAAGUUUUAAUUCUUUUUCCGUGUUAAGAAAAACAAAUUUUAAUUUAUGAUAAUGAAACCACAUAGGGGUAAAUCAGGCUAGUAUACUUUGCACCAGUCAUAUAUUCUACACAUCACAGAUUAGUCUUAAGCUGCCCAGAUAUAAAGGAAUUGAUUUCUUAUCAGGAACACGACCUGUGGGUGUAUUUAAGGAUUCCUAAAUGCAUGUUAUGUGAUGAUUGGCUUUUAAAAGGUAUGCCUUAGAACUUUAAAUGUGAAUAUAUACCACUCCUCGUCCAAUGCAUUAUUGUUACUGAACCCACCCUUCUUAGAACAACUCACUAGAAGACUAGUGUUUCACACCUUGUAUAAAAGUUAUCAACUAGUAGUGAGUUACAAUUUGAUAUCUAAUUCUAUCAGCCAUGACCCUACUGUAAUAAAGACAUGAAGAGAUGUGUUAAGAAUCUGUGAAAUAGUUAUAUGAAUAAAUAUGGAUGGAUUAAGUGUAAGCAGAAAACUCAUAAUCAAGGUAGCUUACAUGGAUAGCUAUUAAUAAAUAUAAAUAUGUGAAAAUGCAUUGUUAUUUUGAUUAUAAUUUAGUUUAAUUUAAUUAACAUAUUAAAACAGGUAUAUUUUUUUACAGAUUGAAUCCUUGAUAAAUCUGUCCACAAAAGUUAUAUUAAUUCACAAGUAUUGAACUAUAACAAAAUACAUAAUUUAUUAUUAUUUUAUUUUAAACCCAUUAUUUUUUUAAUAUGUUAUUAUAAAUUCAAAAACAUUUAAACAGUCUUUUUAUAAAUUAAUUUAAAAAAUAUAUAUAAAUAAUUAUUAAAUUCAUACAUGAUACUCUCCACCUUCUACUUUUUCAUCAGAUAUAUAUGAAACAAUAUUCUCAGCUGUACUUUCGUCAAUCCAAAUUACACUCGUUCCCAAUGUCACCAAAUAUCCUAAUAUGCUUCCGGCAAUGACAUCUAACAAAUGAUGCCGUCUUAAAAAUAUUCUACUAAAAGCUACAGCUAUUGCCCAGAUACUUAGAAUGAGGAUCAUAAAUUCAUUUAAUGGAUAUAAUUUAAAAAAGUAAAACACAAUGAAAAAUGCUCGCGACACAUGUCCAGAUGGAAACGAGUAUACAUCAGGACCAACUGUAAUCCAUUGAUCAUUCUUAUUACCUACUGGUCGACGACGACGAACAAAUGCUUUUAUAAUUGCAACUGCAAAUAUAUCAAUGAGUAAUCCUA
Cinara cedri is the source of this 6466-nucleotide messenger RNA. NCBI's taxonomy places the organism in Eukaryota, Metazoa, Arthropoda, Insecta, Hemiptera, Aphididae. The record is from the annotation of a GenBank genome assembly.